AUGAAGAUUUUCUCAUUACCUGUUGUAGGCAUUAAUUAUGCGCGAAAAAAAAAAUGGCAACAUGUGCAUCAGCAAACGUUACAAGAUGAAGUCGUAGGUAACGCAGCCGUGGAAGAAGACUCUCGGGAGACCAAAAAGAAGACUGCCGAAAUUUUUUUUGAAAAUCUUUCGCGCAUUUGGCAAGGUAUUAUGGCGAAGAUGGAAUCUUGGACCUGGGCCACCUCAAACUUCCAAGACGAUUCACCAAAACCAUUGGUAACUCUUGAAGAAAGAGAUAUCCUGGUUGAACUUUCAAACUGCAAGAAAACUGCUGAACUUGAAAAUCUUCUGUCUGCAUGGUACUCAAGGAAAGAAUUAUCCUCAAAUUGUAAAUAUAUCAGGUUUGCUUUGUCUGCGAGUCUUGAGCUUUGGUCAACAAAGUCUUUGCUUAACAAAACUCAUGGUGAAGACUGGUAUCGCAUGCAUGUAUAUUCAAACGUAUGGGAUAAGGCUUUUCUCGAUGAUGAACCGGGAUUUGCCGAUGUUUUGCAGUGCUACAGUACCCAAACUAAAGCUUAUGUGAAUCACUUCAAUGCAUGGUUCCCAUUAGGAAUCUGGGGCAAGAAUGAAACUCAAUGUUGGCUGAUGUUCAGGUGUCAAGUCGACACUCCUUAUGGUAAUAGCUACCGUAACAGCGUGGAUAUCUCCGGGGCUCCAAGUUUUGUUUAUUUCACCAGUAUAAUUGCUGGGAUGAAAGAUGCAUGCACCACCUUCUUUCUUGUCACAAUUGCUACGAUAUCCUCUAUAUUUGAGACUUUAUCUUGCCCAUGUGAAAAAAACAUGAUUCGUAAUGCAAGUACGGUGGUGAUUCUCGGUGAGUUUGAGACCAAGCGCUCUGAAUGUGUGAGUCAGGUGACGAAGGUUUUAAAGGAAGCUAAAAAAGACAUCAAACUGCAACGAUUGGAUUUCAUUUUACGUGAUAUGAACAAUGACACUGAUAUUUUGACCGUAGAAGAAAAGCCGUCAUUAAAGGGGGUGAAAGCCGAUAUCAAAAAAGGAAAUAUGUUGAAAAGACACGCACUCUACCUAUGGUCCAAGCAAGUUGAUAGUAGCGCCCUCAUGGAAAGAUUGGAAGCUAUUUCUUGUCAAUGGCAAGGCACAAAGUUCACAAUUUAUGGAUCAAGGCUACUAUCUUCUGAUACAAUGCUCAUCUAUAGAAAAGGAUGUUAUAGUUUUCCAAUCUCAUCAAGACACUCACCCGAAUUCUCCAAGCUUCUUUUGGCCAUCCUUUCUCUAAAACGAACAGUGAAGUUAAAUUAUGCCAAGUUCAACUUGAUUCUGGAGAAAAAAUACAAAAACGAGGUUAAGACGCUGAACUUUGCAGAUGAUCACUCAAGUGAAAUUAGUAUAACAAGCGACAGCACCAACAGUGACAUAGAAUCAGAGGACAGCAACUAUAAACCAGAAGAUAAAGACUUUGUUGAAAAUACAAAGGUCAUGUUGGACGAAUUGAAGGAGGAAGAAAAAGGAUUGAAACGUUUUCAUGACUGGGAGGACAUGUUGUUGUAUGAUUGUUCAAAGCUGUUGAGGAUAUCAUAG
Mucor mucedo is the source of this 1578-nucleotide messenger RNA. RefSeq lists its product as uncharacterized. The transcript is spliced from 7 exons. Lineage: Eukaryota; Fungi; Mucoromycota; Mucoromycetes; Mucorales; Mucoraceae. The record is from RefSeq and is a predicted model, not a curated record. The coding region runs from base 1 to 1578 and encodes 525 amino acids.